AUGUCGGAAUAUACAGUCGAGGUUACGUGUGGGGGUGGAAAUGAAUAUGAUGGACGAAUAGGAAUACGGAUAUCCUCGAUAUUCGUUAUAGGAUUUGGUUCGAUGUUGGGUGCUCUUUUACCAAUUGCUGCCGCCAGAACACAAAGGUUGAGGGUCCCACCUCUGGCAUUCUUCAUUACUAAAUAUUUUGGAUCGGGUGUCAUUAUAUCUACGGCUUUCAUACAUUUACUAGCUCCCGCUUCGGCCAAUCUGACCUCCCCAUGUUUAACGGGCCCAAUCACACAAUAUGAUUGGGCUGAAGGAAUUGCCCUUAUGACAAUCUUCAGCAUGUUCUUCAUUGAGCUCAUGGCAUCAAGAUUUGAUGUAUUUGGUGAGGAUAGUCAUGAUCUGGAAUCUGCCGAUCCAGCAAAGGACCUUAUGAGACGAAACACCCGAAAUGAGAAGGGUGAGGCAUCAAGAACAUCUCCACCACCAGGAGGUAACAACCACAGAGUUGCGGAUAACUCUCAAGCAUCUAAUACCGUACUAGAACAUAACAACGAUAGCUCGAGUACUCGGAUACAGUCAUCUGGGGAAGAGCCAGCCAGAGGGAGGUCUAGUAUCCCAGGACGACCGGAUGAUUUGUCAUACCCUCCUGGAGGCGAAGAUCAUCUCGGACAUCAGAGGGAACAUCAUGAAGAUGAUGACCACUUUGCUGCUCAAAUGACUGCACUUUUCAUUCUUGAAUUUGGUGUUAUAUUUCACUCCAUAUUCAUUGGUCUCACACUUGCCGUCACAGGUGAGGAUUUCAACCUUCUCUACAUCGUCCUUGUCUUCCACCAAACAUUCGAAGGACUCGGUCUUGGAGCUCGACUUGCCACGGCUCGUUGGCCGAAGAAUAAGGGCUGGAUGCCAUGGGCUUUAGGAUCUGCUUAUGGCUUUACAACACCCAUUGCGAUUGCUAUUGGUCUGGGUGUUCGUACAACAUUUGCACCAGGCAGUCAGAAGACCAUGAUUAUCAAUGGUGUAUUUGAUUCCAUCAGUGCCGGAAUCCUUAUAUAUACAGGUUUAGUGGAGUUGAUGGCACAUGAGUUCAUGUUCAACCAGGAGAUGCGGAAAAGCUCAAUGAAAAUGAUGUUUUUUGCUUUCGGAUGCAUGUGUGCAGGAGCGGGUUUGAUGGCAUUAUUAGGAAAGUGGGCGUAA
Sclerotinia borealis F-4128 is the source of this 1182-nucleotide messenger RNA. Lineage: Eukaryota; Fungi; Ascomycota; Leotiomycetes; Helotiales; Sclerotiniaceae. The record is from the annotation of a GenBank genome assembly.